Symbiodinium pilosum is the source of this 1752-nucleotide messenger RNA. Lineage: Eukaryota; Dinophyceae; Suessiales; Symbiodiniaceae. The record is from the annotation of a GenBank genome assembly.
AUGGGCGGUCGUCCGUGGAGAAAGGUCCAGAGGCGGCCAUGGCUCUGUAUUUGCAGCGCCUGCGUCGCAGCCUGCCUCAUCUCUGUCGUCCUGGCCCUAGGGCAAGCUUUUGCCGUGCCGCAAAGUGGGCGAAGUGAGGCCAGUGAAGGCCUGCGCCCCAGCCUUGCGGGCCUUGUAGGCCCUGCGGGCCCUGGACGCGUUUCGAGGGUCUCGGUGCUCGCUGAGCCUGAAGAGAGCAGCGCGAACAGCUCUGGUAGCACGGUGGCUCUGGCUGAGCCAGAGCGGUCUCGAGCCGUGCAAGUUUGGGGUGUGCUUGGGGUGGCAGCAUACUUGUCCUACGGUGUGAAGAAGGUAGUUCCCAUUGUGCACAAUGGUAUCGCAAGCAUCACCACGCCCUGGCAGUGGCUUAUGCUCGCAGCUACGCUAGGCUUCUUUGCAUACGUGGAGGGCUACCGGGGAUUCCAGAAGGGCUUCUGUCCGCGUGUUGUUAGCCGCGCCUGGGCAGUGUCUGAGAAGUUUCCGGAGGUCUCAACAAGGGACCUACUGAAGCGUUACGGCGCCGCAUACUUGGCGUCCUCAAUUUCAUUGUCCAUUUGCUCCUACACGCUGUUCUAUGAGCUGGUCAAGCGCGGCCUUGACGUCGCGGGCGCCUUAGCAGCUCUUGGCAUCAACGUGCCCAACAGCAAGUACUACGGGGCGGCCGCGUUGGCCUAUGCGCUGCACAAGGCGGCGUCUCCUAUUCGUUUUCCUCCGACGCUGCUGUUGACUCAGUUUGUGGCCCGACUCAUGGGAAAGGACGUCUCUUCAACACAGAAAGCUACAGCUACGGUCUUUCACAAGCUCUUUGCCCCAGCCUUCUGCAUUGGCUAUUUCCAUGGGACGCGAAAGCGUGUAAUUUCCAGUUGGUGUGUAACAACCACCAUCUUCUUCGUGGUUGUCUUCGUGCGGAAGCUCCCAAAUCCGUACCGGGCCAUCCUCGAUGCUGGCGUGAUCGUGGGCCUGUUAUGGGGGACCGUGUCGGUCCUGCUCCUCUUUGCCAGGCUGUUACAAGGUGGCUUACUGUGCUUGAUCUGUCAGAUCCGGGCCGUAAGUCCCUCGGGGCCCCUGUUCCUGGCGGGCCACUCCUUUGGCGCCACCGUCUGCUUGGAGAUGGCGCGCCAGGCCCAGGCUUCGGGGAUCUCUGUGGCUCUGGUGGCGCUGCUAGACCCGCGGACGCUGCUGCCCCUGACAGAAGCAGGAACUCUCUUCGAGGAAUGUGGCCUCCUCGAGACCGUGGCCAUGCUCUCUCAGAGCGUAGCCGAUGGAGCUCGCUAUGCCUCGCUGGUCGAGGACGCCUCCACUUCCGGCCGCGAUGUGCGCGAGCACCUUGGCGCAGCCACCCAAGUCCUGGAGCACGUGCACGAGACCUUCCGAUGGUAUGCAAACCUGCUGGCCACUGCUACCUGGCCGGAGGCAGAGACUUUGCAGACCAGGUUGCUGUGGGUCCGGGCAAGGGAAGCUUGGCGCGGGCGUUCGCCUGUGGGCCAGGCGGAGAAGAUUGUUCAACGCGUGCAGGAGCAAAUCUUUCAGGAGGAUGCACGGGUGGCACAGCACCUGGCAGCUGUUGGGGAAGUGGAGGCCCCAGUGAAGGCUGCAGGCGAUCACUUUGCCAUGCUACAUGAGCCGCACGUGUCCUCGCUGGCGAUGCGGCUUUGCCAUGCCAUGGUGGAGGCCCAAAACCAGGACGACGAUGCCGAAGCUGAAGUGAGCUAA